AUGGGAUUCCAGCAGCUCUGGGCACUCACAGUGCUCCUGGUCUUGAAUUAUACCGCCGGCUGUGACGUCAAUCCAGACUCCUCCAUGGACACCUUUCAUCUCGUCGAUCCAGACAUGCAUCCGGUUGUCAGGAUUGGCAACCAGCUUCAACUCUCCUCGAACAACCUCGGACAAGAAGAUGAUGCGCCCAUUUUCUACUUUCAGCGACCAGCAAGCGCACCUCAGGGCGCAUACGACCUGAUCUUAGCUGAGCAUGAUGAGACGCCGCCCCACUGGGUCGCGCGGACGGAAGAAGGAAAUCUCGUCCUCACGGAUGCAUCCACCGGACCAUCCGGUCAGGUUGUCAACGGCCAGAACCUUGUCACGUCUGUCUUCACCAUCGAUUGCGACGGCGCUGUCAGUGUGAUUCGCGAAGGCAAACACGCAGCACUCACUGCUCGCAAUGGCGCCUCGGUCGAGAGGGCCCUGACCGCGUUCAACUACGGCGAUGAGGCCUUCAAAAGGCGUGCCACGGAGUUUGCCUCUCUCGGCCUGAUGCUCGAUGCCCGUAGCCUCACAAAGAGGGACGCAUAUCGAUGCCCCCCCGGAUCCUGCGCCAAGACUAAGCACGGCGCUCGGCCAGCAUCAUCAAACGGCUGCGGUCCUGAAAAGUAUUACCACUUGGUUCCAGAGUUUAGUUUCACCGACUGUUGUGACGCCCACGACAAAUGCUACGAUUCCUGUGCGUCCCCGUCGGCAUCAUACUGCAACAACCAGUUCCACGAUUGUAUGAUGGGCAAAUGUGACCAGAAGUACCAUGGUGUCAGCAUCGGCAUCAGGGCGGGCUGCAAGAGAACGGCCCAAGUCUAUACCAAUGCUGUCCAAGGUCACUGGGCUGACGUUCUUUUCACAAAGUAUGGCAACGAACGAUGCCUUUGCAAACCUUACUUUUGUAAGUAG
Molecule: messenger RNA, 939 nt
Organism: Zymoseptoria tritici IPO323
Lineage: Eukaryota; Fungi; Ascomycota; Dothideomycetes; Mycosphaerellales; Mycosphaerellaceae
Exons: 1
Coding region: 1-939 (312 amino acids)
Biological process (GO): arachidonate secretion; phospholipid metabolic process; lipid catabolic process
Cellular component (GO): extracellular region
Molecular function (GO): calcium ion binding; A2-type glycerophospholipase activity
Source: RefSeq, a predicted model, not a curated record